AGCCAGGGAGAUGGCGUGGAACUUUCUUCUGAUGUGGGGAAUAUUAACUUCACUCAUGGCAGCAGAUUAUGCAAGAGAAGAAUGCCCACAUCCACCUCAAAUUGACUUUGCCUCCUUUGAAACGCAAAUUUAUAUGAAGGGCACAAUCCUAGACUGUUCCUGUAAACCUGGUUAUGAUAGGGAGGAAGGCACUCCCUUUCUCAUUGAGUGUGAAGAUACACAAGGGCAUCUUUCCUGGAAUGAUAAGUGUCAGUGUAAGGGUAAAUUCCCUUGGAACCAAGAAGAACAAAGUGUUGCAAGUGCUCCUAUUAACCCUGGAGAACAGACAGACAGAAGCCAAACAACUACAGACAACAAACUUCAAACUUAUAGCCUCACAAGUCACUGUCAGGAACCUGUACUUUCGAAACAUGCUAGUGAAACAAAGAGUUAUCGAUUUGUGGUGGGGCAGAAGCUUCAAUACCGGUGUCUUGAAACAGCCAAAUAUAAGGGUACUGCUGAGAGUAUCUGCAGAAACACCAAUGGAAAACUAACAUGGAGCGAUCCUCCUCUGAAAUGCACCAAUGUCACUUCCACUGAAACAUCUGUACCAUCUUCAUUUACUACAGAACAUAAGAUAGCAGCUUCCACUGAAACAUCUGUACCAUCUUCAUUUACUACAGAACAUAAGAUAGCAGUUUCCACUGAAAUGUCUGUACCAUCUUCAUUUACUACAGAACAUAAGAUAGCAGUUGUUGCUUGCAUUUUCCUGAUGAGUUUUGUAAUCUUCCUGGUCGGCAUCACCUGGAGGAAAAAAUGGAGGAGACGGCGAACUGACAAAGAAAAGUCCAGAAAAAGAGAAGUAAGAAGCCAACAAUACUGUGGCAAGAAUCACAUGCCUGACAAUGCUGUAGGACUCUUGUCUGCUUAGUGUGCUAGAAGCCUUUCUUGUUUUUCCCUGACAUCCCAAGGAGCAACCACAUAAGCUAAAUGUUCACCUGUCAAGCCAAUAUUAAUGGCAGCAAAUCUUUCAGUUAUUGGCGUAUUUGAUCCCCUGGCUUAAGAGGGAAGACACAGCUCCAUAGUUACAUCAAAAACAAAGAUCAGCACCCAUUAGGAAUGCUUUACAGAAUAAAUUUUGUGUUCUAUCAGCUUCUAAACAUAGUCCAUCUUGAUCCAUUUGUUGUGACAAGCUGGUGAGCUCUCUACUAAUAUGCCCUAGUAGAGAGAGAGAAAAAAAUAGAGCUCUUCACUAGUCUAAAAUAAUAACUUUCCUUUACGUUACGCUUUGAUUCCAUUCAUUCAUUCAUUCAUUCAACAAAAUGUUUAUUAACCAAUGGCUGUGUACUGUGCUGAGCCUUGAAGAGAUACAAAGAUAAAUAAGACUUGCUUUCUGCCUUAAAAGAGAUUUUUAUUUGGUUGUGGGGUGACAGAGAAAGGACACGAACACACACACCCAUCUAAUACUUUGUAAUGAUUUUUCAGUUUUAUUGCAUGUUCUUUUCAUUCUCAAGGGGAUGGAAUAAUGACUAAUAUGUUUGACCUGACUUCCCAGGCUUAAGGGCAAAUGAGAGGAGAAUGACCAUUUUUAAAUCACCUGCCUACUUGGAUCUACUGUUUAACCCCUAAUCCCUCAUCUCUAGCCUACCCUUGAAACUUAUAGCACAAAUAAACUACAUAAUCUUC
This is a messenger RNA of Trichosurus vulpecula (common brushtail), 1665 nucleotides long. It is a transcript of the gene IL2RA, whose product is annotated as interleukin 2 receptor subunit alpha. Gene Ontology annotation, molecular function: interleukin-2 receptor activity; interleukin-2 binding. The transcript is spliced from 9 exons. NCBI's taxonomy places the organism in Eukaryota, Metazoa, Chordata, Mammalia, Diprotodontia, Phalangeridae. Bases 11 to 910 code for a protein of 299 amino acids. The record is from RefSeq and is a predicted model, not a curated record. Gene Ontology annotation, biological process: inflammatory response.